Messenger RNA from Anopheles marshallii, 2199 nucleotides. RefSeq names its product E3 ubiquitin-protein ligase RFWD3. The record is from RefSeq and is a predicted model, not a curated record. Gene Ontology annotation, molecular function: protein binding; ubiquitin protein ligase activity. The coding region runs from base 1 to 2199 and encodes 732 amino acids. Gene Ontology annotation, biological process: protein ubiquitination; interstrand cross-link repair. Gene Ontology annotation, cellular component: nucleus. Lineage: Eukaryota; Metazoa; Arthropoda; Insecta; Diptera; Culicidae. The transcript is spliced from 2 exons.
AUGGAGGAAUCGAACGAUGGAUUGUCCGAAGAAUCGGAUGAAGCGACCAAUUCGGAUUCGUUGCCUGAUUUCUUGCAUUAUGACGAAGAAGAGUACGUGGUCAGUAACGAAAGUUUGCGCGAAAUGAUUUUGCCACGACGAAUCAAUGUGCUUGAUAAUCCUGUAGUGCAUAUGGAAAUCGAGCUAGCACGCGUACAGCAGGGUAUGUUGUCGCCAGUAAUAUUGCUGAACAACGUCAACAACGUGCCGGAAGUGCAAGCCACGAUCGAGGUCCGAACGGAUGGCAGUAAUGAUGAUGAAGACACUGAAUCGAUCCCGCUAGGGUCGCAUCCAAGCGACGAGUCGGAUCGACAAAUAACGAACAGCGUGCCGGAAGCACAAGCCACGAUCGAGAUCAGAACGGAAGGAAGCAAUGUGGGAGAAGACACCGAACCGAUUCUUUUAGCUUCCGCUCCGAGUGGCGGUACGAAUCAAAGAACAGCAAACAGUGUUUCGGAAGCUCCGCUCGCAAAUAACCCCAACGACAAUGAUGACGAAGAAAUUAUAGCGAUUGGACUGGGAUCAGUUUCGCGCCCGGGAUCCGAUCGUCAAUCGUCUGAUCUUAGCAUGGACCAACCGAUGGUUCUUUCGGACAGUUCACCAAACCGGUCCGAAGACAUGGUUACAACACGACGAAAAAAGCGUAGAAGAACUGCCUCGCCUAUAAAGGUCCCUAGUGCCUCCAUCCACAAGAAGGAAGACGACGAUGAAGGACUGCUUUGUUCGAUCUGUCUGGACGAAUGGACGUUGACGGGGGACCACCGGGUGGUAUCGCUAAAGUGUGGUCAUCUGUUCGGUAUGGCCUGUAUCAAGCGCUGGAUGCAGGAUAAACCGGCCGCUAGUCGUAGCUGUGCAACGUGUAAGGCUCGGGCCACCAUGCGGGACAUUCGGUUUAUCUAUGCGCGCUGUGUAAAGGCGGUGGACAAUACGCGUGAGGAAGAACUGAUGCAGGAGUUGAGCCGCGAGAAGUUGAAGGUGAUCGACCUGAACGUGAAGCUGCACAUUGCGAACGAGGAAAUUGCACACCAACGCAACGUGAUUGCGUCAAUGAAGCAAAAGUUUGAUGCGGUCAGUCGGGGGAUGGAUCUGUUUGGAGAUAAAAAACUCGAAUCAUCGACGGAUCGCCGAAUCAGCUACAAACUGUUCCUGGAGAAGAAUAUGGAGAUAGCGCGUGAAGGUGGCAGUCGGGCGUUAGCGUACUCGGCCAAGCACCAGAUGCUGCUCAUUUCGCAAAAGUCUACCCAGCCGCUCUUUCCUGGGUUCUGCAUCCGAAUGGUGCAGGUGCCUGAGUUUACGACCAGCACUGGAGCGACCUCGAUGCUGGUAUCGUCCCGAUCCGUGCGUGACAUUGCCGUCGAUGCGUCGGACGAUCUGUUCGCGUGCGCCACGAUGGAGAAGAUGGUGAAAGUUUGUUCGAUCCCAAAUCGCUCGGUUCAGUGUACGAUUACACCGAACCAGGAGGAGGUACUGUGGUCCUGUGCGUUCGACAAGGAGCGACCCAAGUUCCUUUACCUCGGAGGCCAACGUGGUUCCGUGUACGUGUACGACAUUCAACAUCCAGAGCAACUGUUGAAGGAGUUCCGCGUGGGACACGUGCAGCACGACUACACGGCUGUUAUAAAGAUUUGUUCCGUGGAGCCCACGUCAACGAUCCCAUGCGGUGGGUUUCUGGUGUGCAAGCUGAAAUCCGUAUGGUUCUUCGAGUACACACCGACCCAGCAGAUCGAAAGCCAUCUGCUCAACAUUACCGGUGCUUUCAACACCAUGAGCUACAAUCCGGCCAGUGGGCUCAUUCUGUUCAGUGUGCGACCAACCGUAGAUAAACCGACCACAUUAGUGCUGGCGUCGCUCGAGAAGCUGAACGGUGUAUUCGCGCUCAGAGUGCAACACACAUUCGAAGGAUCUCGCUCACAAACCGUCAUGUACCGGAGUGCACAGGCGUACCUGAACAGUGCGAACACGCUGGUUGCGGCGUACCAGGAAGAUGCCAAGGUGCUUUCAAUCUGGUGCACCAACAGUGGACGCCGAUGGCUGCAACAGUUUCCAACGGGCGAGCCCAUACUCGACAUUUGCCCGAUAGUGAUUCCGCCACCGGGACAAACGUAUCUGGCCGCACUCAGCGAGAGCCGGUGCCGUAUUUACCGUCUUAAUGUAGAGUGA